AUGGGUUUGAUUGAGAUAACAAAUGCACAUUUACUCAGGCCUCCAUUGCCAUAUUAUUACUAUCAUGUCAAACAAUUUAAUAGGAUUUCAUUCCGAAAAUACAACUUCAAUCUCCCACCACGUACUAUUAAAGCCGUCGCCGCCGCCGCCGCCGUCGACGACGUCGAAAUUGCCGGUGGACCUCAACAACCAUUUGACGAAAAGGAGAGGUUGAGAAGAUCCAGGAUUUCUAAAGCUAAUACUGGAAACACCCCAUGGAACAAAGGACUAAAGCACAGUCCCGAAACUUUGCAGAAGAUCAAGGAGAGAACACGCAUCGCAAUGCAGAAUCCUAAGGUCAAAAUCAAGUUAAUUAGUUCUGGGCAUGCACAAACUUCAGAAACAAGACUCAAGAUUGGUGCUGGAGUCAGAAAGCAAAGGGAAAAGAAACGUCGAAUCAAGAUGCUACAGGAUACUUUUUGCUUUGAGUGGCUAAAUUUUAUAGCACAAGCAUCUAGGCAAGGCUUUAUUGGUCAGGAAGAGCUGCAAUGGAAUUCCUAUGAAACCUUGGAUGCUCACCUUACGCAGGAGUGGUUGACCAGUGUUGAAGAAAGGAAACUAAUGCCAAGGGCAUCAUUUAGCAACAGAGCACCCAAGUCCCCUCAACAGAGACAAAAAAUUGCUCAAGCCGUUUCUGCUAAAUGGGCCGAUCCUGAAUACCGUGAAAAAGUUGUUUCUGCAUUGCUCAACUAUCAUCGCUCUGCUGUAAGGAAACCUAGGAAACCUAGGAAACCUAGACCAAUGCCGAGUGAUGGUGCUCAACCCCCCAAGAAGAAGAAACCCAUUACAAAAAAAGUUUCCUCCCAAGUUGUUAAGCCGAUCAAGUUCAGAAAAAGAAAACCCCCUGCUUAUAAGGAUCCUUUGGUGAAUUCCAAGCUUGAGAUGAUCAAGAACAUUAGAGCGCAGAGAGCUUCUGUGGAUACCAGACUAACUCAGGCCAUUCAACAAGCUAGACUAUUGAUUGCUGAAGCUGAGAAAGCUGCCAAGGCACUUGAGGAUGCUGCCCAGAAGAGUCCCGUUGUUCAAGCUUCUCUAAUAGAAACCAGAAAGCUUAUAGAUGAAGCUCUUCAUUCACUUGAAUCCAUUGUUACACAAAAGACAGAAGACUGUAAUGUCCCUUCGGUUAGUUUGAGUGAGGAGGUCAAUAAGGAAAACGAAUCAACAUUUGAAGUUGGAAACCUUUCACAAAUGGUUCAUGUAAAUGGACACACAACAUUAUCAUCAAGCGUCUAUAAGUUCUCUGAAGAUUUUGGUUAUCUUUCUCUGGAGAGGCCAGUUAAUGAUGAUCCAGAACUUCACCUAACCAAUGGUUGUGCUUCCUUACCUUUCAGUUUGAAUAGCCAGAUGAUCCAACAUAGCCCGUCAAAUCAGGAAAGGGAAACAGAACAGUAUGAGAGCAACGAAAACGAAACAGAUGGUUCUCCAGCUGAAGAUGAAACACUAUCAAGAUCUGAUUCUCCAGCUGAAGAUGAAACACUAUCAAAAUCUGAAUCUCCAGCUGAAGAUGAAACACUGUCAAAAUCUGAAUCUUCAGCUGAAGAUGAAACACUAUCAAGAUAUGAUACUCCAACUGAAGUUGAAACACUAUCAAGAUCUGAUUCUCCAACUGAAGAUGAAACACUAUCAAGAUCUGAUUCUCCAACUGAAGAUGAAACACUAUCAAGAUCUGAUUCUCCAACUGAAGAUGAAACACAAUCAAGAUCACCUAUAGCAACAAAGAAGUGGGUUUGUGGAAGGCUUGUUGAAGUGAGUGAAGAGCAACAGUAA
Messenger RNA from Vicia faba (fava bean), 1806 nucleotides. Lineage: Eukaryota; Viridiplantae; Streptophyta; Magnoliopsida; Fabales; Fabaceae. The record is from the annotation of a GenBank genome assembly.